Molecule: messenger RNA, 2439 nt
Organism: Striga asiatica
Lineage: Eukaryota; Viridiplantae; Streptophyta; Magnoliopsida; Lamiales; Orobanchaceae
Source: the annotation of a GenBank genome assembly
AGUUCCUUAUUAUAUUCCAAGACACUAAAAGCAACUGCACUAACCACAUCAACACAAAAAGCAUCACCCAUCUUACCAAAUAAAACCCCCCCACAAUAUAUACAGAAAUUUGAAGAAUAAAGCUGCUAUAUAUCUAUCAUCAAAGAUCUCAAUAAUCAAUCAACCAUACCAAACACAACACAACACAACAUUAUCAUGUACAUGAGAUUGAGCAACACGGUGAUCGGGUUCUUGAACCUCUUCACACUACUGGCCUCAAUCCCGAUAAUCGGUGCCGGGCUUUGGAUGGCCCGCAGCAGCACCACGUGCGAGAGCUUCCUCCAGACUCCGCUGUUGGUGGUGGGCUUUGUGGUCCUAAUAGUGUCCUUAGCGGGCUUCAUAGGGGCCUGCUUCCACGUGGCGUGGGCCCUUUGGGUCUAUCUGCUCGUCAUGCUCUUCCUUAUCGGGGCCUUAAUGGGCCUCACUGUCUUUGGGUUCGUUGUUACUGGGCCUGGCGGAGGGGAUGACGUGGCAGGCAAGAUCUACAAGGAGUACCAUCUGGAGGCUUAUUCGGGUUGGCUCAGGAAGCGGGUCGAGGACCCGAGGUAUUGGACGACUAUCAAGGGCUGUAUACUCGGAUCCAAGACCUGCGGGAAGGUUGCCACGUGGACGCCGUUCGAUUAUCUCACUAGGGAUAUGACUCCUAUUCAGUCGGGGUGCUGCAAACCGCCGACCUCGUGCAACUACGGGUCGGGUUCUGCAGCGGCAGGUCAGGACCCUGACUGCUACCGUUGGAACAACGACCCGAGUGUUUUAUGCUACGAGUGCAACUCGUGCAAGGCCGGUGUGCUUGAGGACGUGAGGCGCAACUGGCAUAAGCUGUCGGUACUCAACAUCAUUAUGGUGCUCGUUCUCAUAGCCAUCUACUCGGUUGGCUGUUGCGCGUUCCACAAUGCAAGGCGUGGCCACACGGAUUUUCCCUACGGACACAACCGAAUGUCGAAAGUUCGACCGAGAUGGGACUUUUAUUGGCACCGUGUCACGAUUAAUAAACUUGAUAAAGUGCAACUUGUGUCAGCAUAUGGAAUUCACCAGCUUCACAUCUUCAUUUUUGUGUUGGCUGUUUCUCAUAUUCUAUACAGCGUUAUCACUUAUGGCUUGGGAACACUAAAGAUGAGGAAAUGGAAAUCAUGGGAAGAUGAAACAAAGACGGUUCAAUACGAGUUCUACAACGGUCCGUACUUUACGAAUAUUUUAUGCACCCUGAAAGAUUCAGAUUUGCAAGGGACACCUCAUUUGGACGCAGACAUUUGCAUUUCUGGAGCAAAUCGCCUGUUCUUUUAUGGAUUGCAGUUCUUCAGAUCAGUUGAAAAAGUAGACUAUUUGACACUUCGGCAUGGCUUUAUAACAGAACAUUUGACACCUCAGAGUCAGGCAACUUUCAAUUUCCACAAGUAUAUAAAAAGAUCGCUUGAAGAAGAUUUCAAAAUUAUAGUGGGAAUAAGCCCAAUAAUAUGGUUCUUGGCUGUUUUGUUUCUCCUCACCAACACCAACGGGUGGUAUUCACACUUUUGGCUACCGUUUAUCCCUUUAGUUAUACUUCUCUUAAUUGGAGCAAAAUUACAAGUUAUCAUAACAAAAAUGGGAAUAAGAAUCCUUGAUAGAGGAGAUGUGAUCAAGGGCACCCCAAUCGUUCAGCCGGGUGACGACUUAUUCUGGUUCAAUCGUCCCGGCUUAAUUCUUUUCUUGAUUCACUUUAUCCUUUUCGAGAACGCCUUUCAACUUGCUUUCUUUGCAUGGAGUUGGUAUGAAUAUGGAUUUCCGUCUUGCUACCAUGAGAAUGUAGAAGAUUUGGUCAUUCGGAUUUCAAUGGGUGUCGUGGUGCAGUUCAUUUGCAGCUACGUAACUCUCCCUCUCUAUGCCUUGGUCACUCAAAUGGGAUCGAACAUGAAGCCGGUGAUAUUCAGCGAGCCAGUGGCGUCGGCCCUAAGAAAAUGGCACCACGAGGCUAAGAAGCAGCUCAAACACGGCCGCCCGUCGGCUAACACCACACCAUUUUCGAGCCGACCGGCCUCCCCAAUGCACGGGAGCUUGUCCCCAGUCUACUUGCUUAAUGGACAAAGAAAUGAUAGUGAACACAACAUCGUUAACAUGGCUACAUCUCCUAGGACGGUCUCAAAUUAUAGCUCAUCACAUUAUAGAAAAAAUAUAUAUGAUGAUGAUGAUGAUGAUAAUGAUGACAUUACAAGGUAUGAGAGUUAUGAGAUUGAGGUAGACGUUGAGAAUCCAAAUCCGAAUAAUCCGAAUUCGAAUUCGAAUUCGAAUCGUCCUCCACCACCUCAUCCUCAACCUCAACCUCAACCUCAACCUCAAGAGGCCAGUCAUCAGCAUGAGGUGCAGAUUAGUUUGAGUGAUUUCUCUUUCAGGCAAAAGGAGAAGCUAUCAUCCUAUCCUAGUUAG